CCGGGCGGUAUAUAGGGAGCCGCAUCCGCCCCUGUGCCGCAGGUUCUCUUACAUCGACCGCCUAAGAGUCGCGCUGUAAGAAGCUACCACCUCUCCUCCUCCUCUCGGCCAUUUGCUCGGCAGCCGCAAAGCAGCAACCAUGCGUGAGUGCAUCUCCAUCCACGUUGGCCAGGCUGGUGUCCAGAUCGGCAAUGCCUGCUGGGAGCUCUACUGCCUGGAACACGGCAUCCAGCCUGAUGGCCAGAUGCCCAGUGACAAGACCAUUGGGGGAGGAGAUGACUCCUUCAACACCUUCUUCAGUGAGACGGGCGCUGGCAAGCAUGUGCCCAGGGCAGUGUUUGUAGACCUGGAGCCCACAGUCAUCGAUGAAGUUCGCACUGGCACCUACCGCCAGCUCUUCCACCCUGAGCAGCUCAUCACAGGCAAGGAAGAUGCUGCCAAUAACUAUGCCCGUGGCCACUACACCAUUGGCAAGGAGAUUAUUGACCUCGUCUUGGACCGAAUCCGGAAGCUGGCCGACCAGUGCACAGGGCUUCAGGGCUUCCUGGUUUUCCACAGCUUUGGUGGGGGAACCGGUUCUGGGUUCACCUCUCUGCUGAUGGAGCGGCUCUCUGUGGACUACGGCAAGAAGUCCAAGCUCGAGUUCUCCAUCUACCCAGCCCCCCAGGUCUCCACAGCUGUAGUGGAGCCCUACAACUCCAUCCUCACCACCCACACCACCCUGGAGCACUCUGACUGUGCCUUCAUGGUAGACAAUGAGGCCAUCUAUGACAUCUGUCGUAGAAACCUUGAUAUCGAGCGCCCAACCUACACUAACCUGAAUAGGUUGAUAGGUCAGAUUGUGUCCUCCAUCACUGCUUCCCUCAGGUUUGAUGGAGCCCUGAAUGUUGACCUGACAGAAUUCCAGACCAACCUGGUGCCCUACCCCCGCAUCCACUUCCCUCUGGCCACCUACGCCCCUGUCAUCUCUGCUGAGAAAGCCUACCAUGAACAGCUUUCUGUUGCAGAGAUCACCAAUGCGUGCUUUGAGCCAGCCAACCAGAUGGUGAAGUGUGACCCUCGCCACGGUAAAUACAUGGCCUGCUGCCUGUUGUACCGUGGUGACGUGGUCCCCAAAGAUGUCAAUGCUGCCAUUGCCACCAUCAAGACCAAACGUACCAUCCAGUUUGUGGACUGGUGCCCCACUGGCUUCAAAGUUGGCAUCAAUUACCAGCCUCCCACUGUGGUCCCUGGUGGAGACCUGGCCAAGGUCCAGCGGGCUGUGUGCAUGCUGAGCAACACCACGGCCAUCGCUGAGGCCUGGGCCCGGCUGGACCACAAGUUUGACCUGAUGUACGCCAAGCGUGCCUUUGUUCAUUGGUAUGUGGGUGAGGGCAUGGAGGAGGGAGAGUUUUCUGAGGCCCGUGAGGACAUGGCUGCCCUGGAGAAGGAUUAUGAGGAGGUGGGUGUGGAUUCUGUUGAAGGAGAGGGUGAGGAGGAAGGAGAGGAAUACUAAAUGUAAAAUGUCACAAAGGUGCUGCUUUUACAGGGAAGCUUAUUCUGUUCUAAACAUUGAGAAGUUAUGAUCUGGUCAGUUAAUUUGUCUGUAGCAGUGUAUGCGCUCAUAUGCAAUUACUGCCUUUCAAACACGACGCUCUGUCACAGACCAAGCUUUCCUUUCUGUGACAGGCUUGAAUAAAGUAUUCCCUGUCUUACAUGA
Erinaceus europaeus (western European hedgehog) is the source of this 1699-nucleotide messenger RNA. RefSeq names its product tubulin alpha-1A chain. Gene Ontology annotation, cellular component: microtubule; cytoplasm. NCBI's taxonomy places the organism in Eukaryota, Metazoa, Chordata, Mammalia, Eulipotyphla, Erinaceidae. Gene Ontology annotation, molecular function: GTP binding; structural constituent of cytoskeleton. Gene Ontology annotation, biological process: mitotic cell cycle; microtubule cytoskeleton organization. The transcript is spliced from 4 exons. The coding region runs from base 140 to 1495 and encodes 451 amino acids. The record is from RefSeq and is a predicted model, not a curated record.